Molecule: messenger RNA, 4659 nt
Organism: Lutra lutra (Eurasian river otter)
Lineage: Eukaryota; Metazoa; Chordata; Mammalia; Carnivora; Mustelidae
Gene: CSNK2A2IP
Product: casein kinase 2 subunit alpha' interacting protein
Exons: 6
Coding region: 1100-3259 (719 amino acids)
Source: RefSeq, a predicted model, not a curated record
AAUAAUAAAGAUCAGAAAUUUUAACAGAUAUUUAAGCAUCUGUGGGCAAUAGCAAAAAGUCUAACACAGUUGUAAUUGGAGCCCAGAAGAGAGGAAAGAGAAUGGGCCCGAAAAAUGUAUUUGAAGAAAAUAUGGCUGAAAGUUUCUCUAGUUUGAUGAAAUAUACAAUAUUACAGAUUCAAAAAGCUAACCAGAAGAAGGCAAAUAUAAAUCAAACUAAGAUCAUCAUUGUCAAACAUCUGAAAACCAAAGUGAGGGUAAACCAUCAAAGUUCUCAUGGCACCAAGGAUUCAAGCAAUGGGGUAAUGGAGCUCCUGGACAUUUAUUUUCUCACCAGUGAAAAUUAAUGAAGACCCAAGAGUUACUGCAGCAAUAGUGAUGAGAAGAAGUUUCAGCAGCUAGAGUGUUUUGGACUCUGUCCAGUGAACUGCAGCAGCCUUAUUCUUCCUGUCUUAUUCUUGCUGUCAUCUCAAUUCAAGGGGUCCACUGGGUCUCCUGGCUUCUCCCUCUCCAUAUCAUCACCUCAGAACUCUCCCAAACAAGACACAGCACUUUCCUCCUGUCAAGAAAACUCCACCAACGUAUAUGACUCCAAAAAGCCAUCUGGAUUUGCCCCUAGCAGUGUUGUAAGCUUGCUUAUGAGGACAACUUUUAACAGAAACCAUCCUAGAAACAGUUUUAUUUAAAGGACUAAUUUUGCAGUAAAGAAUUAGAAGGACUCCUUCCUGCUCAGCACUGAACCUUCUAACUAGAGCUAACUAUUCCUGUAAGAGAAGUUCAAGAGGAUAUUGUACGUCCCAACAAGAAAGGGCUGCGAUACGCAUUAUUUCCUCAAGAGGAAAAAAAAAUACCUCUAGGAAAUGAAAGAGAAGAUAACAGAGAAUCUCAAAUGGUCAUAAUUUUUCCAACUUCAUCUAUAUCUGAAUUUUGAGAUACUCUAUGAUAUUUGGCAAUUAACAGUGAGGAAACAAGAUAGAAGGAAGAAACUACCAAGGACUAUUUAUUUUAAAAUAUUCAUUGUCCAAUGAAUCCAUCUAAAAGAUUUGCAAAUAUCCCACAAGCCAGCUGCUUUCAAAAAGACCUCUAUCAGUAGCACAAGAUGGUACCAUUGGCAUAUUAUGAUCAACACUUUGUGCCUUUAGAACACUCUUACCAACUGGCCACAACCAAUUCAUUAACACAUCAGCACACAGGUGAAAAACUAAGUCAAUCUAAUAACCAGCCUGUGGUCAGACUGCAGUCCCAUAGUAAUCAUCUUGCAGCACCUCCACUUGGCUCUAAGCAGAUGGCGCAGAGCUGCUCAUUAUUGUCAUCUGUCAAGUCUCAGGACACAAUUUCACAGGGCUUCAAUAACAAGGCUCUGAAAGCACCAGUAUCCCAACCCAAAUGUCAGGCCACACCUUCACUAGACCUCCACCAGAGAACUUCACUGUGGCCUAAUCGGAGAGCACUGAGCUCACCUGUGAUACACCAUAAAUCUCAGACAACACCUUCACUUGAACUUAAUAAGACAUCUUCAUCUAUGGAGUCCACCCAAACAAAUCUGAGCUCACAAUUACCCCUCCCCAAACCUCAGACUACAUCUUCACCAGGCUUUUGCCAGACAUCAUCUUCACAGAAGUCUAAUCAAGGAGUCUCAAGUUCAUCAUUAUUCCCCUCCAAACAUCAAGAAACACCUUCCCUAGACGUCCUCUGGACAUCAUCAUCUUUGGGAUCUAAUCAAAGAGUGCUUAGCCUAACAUUACCACAAUCCAAGCCUCAGAAAGCAUCUUCAUUGGAUAGCCUUUGGACAUCUUUGUUAGAGCACAAUCAGAGAUCUUUGAGUUCACCAUCACUCAACUCUAGACUUCAAAUAAAUGACUUGCUUCAGUCAUCACGUUCAUUGGAAUCCAAUCAAAUGGCUCUGAGCUCACCAUUACCUGUCUCAAGAUCUCAGACAGCACCUGCACUGAAUUCUAGUUCCUGUGUUCCGAGUUUACCAUUGUCCCACUCAAAACCAAGGAAAUCACCUUCAGCACAUUCUGUCCGCCAGGCUCAGAGUUUGCCAUUGUUCUCACUCAAAUCUCAGACAGUGCUUACACUUAAUCAUGACUUUAGGACCUUGAGCUCACCAGUUUGUCACUCCAAGUUUCAGAGCACUUUGUCACCAAAUGACAAACAGAAAGCUACAGAUUUAUCUUCACCCCAUUCUAAACCAAAUGUUUUAGGUCCAUCAUUAACAAGCUCCAAACACUUUAUCAGAAAUAUAGCUGCUUCAACAUUGGGCUCCAGAUUCCAAAGUAAAAGCAGCUUUGAUCUUUGUGCAAAGACAGAACCAAAUAAAGAAAUUCCAUGGAGUUUAAAUUACAUUUAUCCCUGCAUUGUUAAAGGUGGAACUGUCCCUGAUGAUGUCCUAAAUAAAAUUGUGAAUUCUCUUUCCAAGACUAGAAUCCAGAGGGAUCUCUGUAGGCAGAUUCUUUUUCGAAGGAUGAGGGGAAGACCAAAUCCUCAUCCUGGUCCCCGUCUUUCAUCAAAUUAUGUAGUUUGUUUAGCUUGUGCUUCCUGCAUAAAAUCUCAGUGUAACCAUCUUACAGGAAGGAAGGAUCCUCGAGGUGCAACACUGUUUGUCAUACCAACACCUGAACUCGGUUCUGAGGGAGAAUCGGAAGUGAAAUUAGUUUUUCUCCUUUCUCUACCAGAGACUUCUCUCUCAUCUUGUCUCCCAUCCCCUGUGAAAGAAAAUCAGCCUGAUGAAGCCCCUGAAGACAACCUUGAAGGAAUGGAGAAGAUACAUAUUUUCUCUCCAUCUGAACCUGAAAUCACACAGGAGCUAAAUAACAAAUGGCCGACAGUAGCCCCUGAAAACAAAGUUGUAAGCCAACAACCCGAGGCUAUUGACUGGCUGCUUUAUGUUAAGAAAAGUAGUAAUUUUCAGCCACAAUCCUCUUCCUCCUCUACAUCCUCCUCCUCCUCUUCAUCUUCAUCUUCUUCUUCCUCUUCCUCUUGCACUCCACCUUCCUUACUGCCUCCUUCCAAAGAGUCUACUACAUCUACUCUCUCAGGUUGUGUAUUCACUAAGGUACUUAGUUACCACCGGUUGCCUCCAGGGGUCUCCUGGCUUGAGUUUAUAUGUAGUAAAAAUCACCAGCCACCUCCUGGAAAACCACAACAAAGUCAAUCACGACUUCCCAAAACAAGGCCUAUGAGGAAUAGCACCACAGUAAAAGGGUCAAAGGAGCCAAAGAUACUGUUCAAAUUUUUCCAGACAGUUUCAAAAUGAGACAAAUAUUGAUUAAAUUAACUUUUUGUUUCUUUGAAAGCAAUUGACCUCUUAGUUCUUUGGAACUAGAGAUUGAUUUCCUACCAUGCUUAUUAAAAUUCUUAGUAAUAACCAAGUGUGACUGUAUAUUUUAGCUGAUGAAACACCUAGUUAAGGGGAACUAAUACUCUUAAGUCUAUUUUCUAGUUAAAUAAUAGACUAUGAUCUCCUAGACGACAAAACUGAAUCCCAGGUUUUUAACCAAAAGCCUGGCUUAUAGUAGCCACAUAUAAUCAUUGUUACAUGAAUUAAUCAUAAUUGGCCAUAAAUCAGAAAUACCUCAUCUAUCUUGUCCUGAACAGUAUCUAGCUCAUUGUUAUUCUCAUUUCUCAUAAAACAUGAUAAUGACAGUAUCCUUAAGCCAAUUCAUACUAAUCUGUUCCCCUAUCUCUAAAGAAAAUUCAGAUCAUGUUCAACAGGUAAGAAUGUACAUAGAGAGGAAUUUUUUCUCUAGUUAUAUGAAUCUCUUUCUAGUUAUGUGUUCCUAAGGAAAAUCCUUCUAUGCUAAGUUCCCACACUCUGAAAUCCAGUGAUUUAUUCAACCUUAGUUAACAAAUCUCAGCAGAGAACUAACUAGUACAAAUAACUCUACCUGUCAUCCGUGCCAGUAUUUAUAGGCUCUGUGCCAAUAUUUAAAUUGUAGGCUCUAAAGUUACCUGUUCAUCACUUCUAUCUAUACAUCCAAAAUGGGUUAAUAAAAAUGUUUCAAAAAUGUUUUUGUUCCACUGGGUCUACUGGUAGUGGGAAGGGAAAGACUGUCUUAUCUACUUACCUUAAGUGAUCAUCUCAAUCCCCAAGAACUAGAAUUAGUAUCUCGUGCAUGCACUGAUGACUUAAAAUUCUGUUCUACCAAUAUCUUUUGACUCUAUGCUGGACAGUUCCAACUGAAUAAUGCACAGGCAUCUCAAACUCAACAUGAUGAAACCAGAAUUAUUAUCUUUACAUUUACAAUUUGGAUCAUUAUAUUUACAAUCCUUUGCCCCUAGUGUUCCUGUUUCAAUGAAUGUACCACCAUUCAUCAUGGAGGCAUGUUUGACUGUUCUUUUUUUUUUUUUUUUUUUUUUUCAUUGCCUGCCCCUCUCUUAGGUCCAUGAGUUCUAUGGCCUUUCUGUUCCUAGAAUACAGCUUUUUUUUUCUCUAAUCCCAAUCCUUGUCCUAGUUGUGAUCACAACUGUUUGUCACCUGGAUUACUGCAAUAACUCCUAAACGUGCAUUUCUAACUUUUGAAUACAUUUGUAAGGAACAAAUUUGGCAAUGCCAUUCCACUGCCUAGAAUCCUUUCAUCAUUGCCCAGUGUUUUCUUGGCAAAGUCUAAAUUUCUUUUAUAAUUGAACUAUGGUAGCCUCUCAACACUUAUUUUU